AUGGAAACCUUGAACGACGACAAGAUCGACAUCACCAAGGAUAGUUCUCAUUUCGAAAACACCGAACUGGUUGAUGAAAUCGACAAGGAGCUGAUGGAGAACACAAUGGAGGACGAUGUCGUGGACAACAACCUUUCCGGCUCCGUGGAGAUUUUGAACGCCAAGCUGCGCUGCAACGACAAGUUUAAAUUUAACUAUAAAAUUGUCAAGGUAUAUAUGUACAAACAUUUACACAAUAUAAUGCACCUUAACGACGAACAUAUUGUAGAUCUAUUUGGAUUUUCAAAAUCCCAAUUGAACUCUAUACGUUUCGCUUUCAACAAAAUCCAACCGCAUGGUGAUUAUGAUGAAUUUAAAAUGGCCAAUUUUCAAUUUAACAUGUCCGAGGAUGACAUCUUCGAAAGAUUGAUGCAUUUCAAGCAAGUUUACAAAAUUUCAAGUAUCGUACAAAUGUCCAUUGCCAUCAAAUCCACCAAUCCCAAUAGAUAUUCCAAUCUGGUGAAGCGUGUAAAGGAACACUUCAACUACAAGAUCGCAACCAACAAUGUCAAGUUAUACAGUCGAAAGACCAAUGUGGCCAUAGAACGACUCGUGAUCGACGUCUCUCGAGACCCUUACAUGCAUCCUGUAAUAGGAAAACCAAUACUGUUGUAA
This is a messenger RNA of Danaus chrysippus (African queen), 654 nucleotides long. The record is from the annotation of a GenBank genome assembly. Lineage: Eukaryota; Metazoa; Arthropoda; Insecta; Lepidoptera; Nymphalidae.